AUGUCUACCAACAACUACUCCAUCCCAUCAAUCAUCGCCGCCUAUGGCCUCGGUAUUGCUCCGCACGGGUACUACCUGGUAAAGAUGAUGGCCAAUGCAAAGGGCCAAUCGAGCAAUAUCUUCCCUCGAGAAAACCUCUCCACGCUGAAAGGUCAGAUCUCAACCCAAGUAUGGGAAAGGCUCGCCAGAGCCCGCGGUGCACAUUUGAAUGCCAUGGAAGGACUUCCGAUAUUUGCUGCUGCCAUGCUGACAGGAACCCUGGCGAAGCUUCCUGCGAAAGAUAUGAAUACUUUAGCGGUUGAGUACCUCGGUGCAAGAAUUCUGUAUACGGCCCUUUAUAUGGGUGUUCGAUCUGAGGCGGCGAGUUAUCUGCGCACUGGUGUCUGGGCUUGGAGUAUUUCGCUUCCUAUUUGGGCUUUGUAUAAGGCUGAGAAGGUUCUUUAUGGCUCCGAGUGA
Messenger RNA from Penicillium antarcticum, 456 nucleotides. RefSeq names its product MAPEG family protein. The transcript has 3 exons. The coding region runs from base 1 to 456 and encodes 151 amino acids. Gene Ontology annotation, cellular component: membrane. NCBI's taxonomy places the organism in Eukaryota, Fungi, Ascomycota, Eurotiomycetes, Eurotiales, Aspergillaceae. The record is from RefSeq and is a predicted model, not a curated record.